GCUUCAUUCACCUCGCUGAGGCUGGACAGUAGACUCUCAGAUCAUUGCAACCUGCUUGACGAAAAGACUUCGUUUUGGUUUCUGAUUAAACCCACGCAAUCUUACACACUUUUCAGACACUGGAGUUGUUUCCCCACAUUUUAACCAGUGACCCGUCGUACUAUCUCAAAAUAGUAAUAAUAACAACCAGAAUACAAAUAAUAAAACUGUUUGAGGCGCAAGAGAGAGCCAAACGUGCGUUGAGGUGGAUCUACUUCGCUGGUUGUGUAUCGAAGUGAAAAGUGAGCCGUCUCAACAUCCUGGAAAACCACCUUGGCCCAAAUUAUAGGCGGAGAAGAAAUGGGCUAUGAUUAGGCGGUAGGAGUCUUCGUCUCAACAAAGAACAUAGAUGAAUAUCUGCCAUGCUACAUGGGAAGGCUCAGAACUCCUCCCUACUCUUGUUUUUCAUCAUCGUCGUCAUCGUUGCCUUGGUCCAUGGUCACUCUUACCCAAGUUUUUCCCGUGAUGACACCGAAUUCCAGCACCUGGUGCUCCAUCCCGACCCAUCCAUAGGGAAAGUCUAUGUGGGGGCCAGGGACCACCUUUUUCAGCUGGAUGGAUUAGAUGGACUUCGGUUGGAACAAGAGGAGCAAACUGGACCUGUGAGUGACAGCAAAGACUGCAUCCCUCCUGUGACAGAGUCCAACUGUCCCCAGGCCAGGAGAACCAGUAACCACAACAAAUUACUACUGGUGGAUCCGAAAGGAUCGGAAUUGAUUACCUGCGGCAGUGUAUACCAAGGCACCUGCCAAAAACGGAGCCUGACGUCAAUCAGUGAGGUUCUUUUCUCCACCGAGAGGCCAAUGGACACUCAGUACGUGGCAGCCAAUGAUCCGUUGGUUUCAACCGUGGGGCUUGUGGUGGGGCUUCGGGGUGGGGAAAAGUCUGUGAUGUAUGUGGGUAGGGGCUACACCGCCAGCCAGCCACCAAUUUCCACCCGACACCUUUCAUCAGAACCGAUUUUUUCCUAUGAGGAGACGGCUAAGCUCGCCGUCGCUGGCCGUAUGUCGGAAUAUGACCACCAUUUUGUGACCACAUUCACACGGCGAACAUACGUGUACUUCUUGUUUUACCGCCGAGACAUAAAGUCAUCAUCAAGGGAAUAUCAGACCUAUGCGGCCAGGGUUUGCCUUGAUGACACCUCUUACUAUUCCUAUGUGGAAGUUCCUCUCGUUUGUCGAUCGCCCUCCUCCCCUUCCAGAAUUUACAACCUUCUCCAAGCAGCGCAGGUGGGUCAAGGUCAAGACAGGCAGGGCGAGGACUUAUUGGGAGUCUUCUCCACCCGUGUUAGCGCCACGAACCAAAAUCCUUUGGAUGGCUCAGCUCUGUGCGUCUUCCAUCUGGAUGCACUUGACAGACGCAUUGACGCCAUAAGAGACCUGUGUUACACCCAAGAUGGGAUGUUGGAGGAUGGAAGAGAGGUGGCCUACAUCGAGUAUGAGGUCAAGUCGAGCUGUGCCAACUUACUCAGGAAUACCCUUCAAGCAUAUCCCUGCGGCUCCGAUCACACCCCGAGUCCAAUGGCGAGCAGAGUGCCGGUAGUAGCCAAGGCUGUGUGGCAAACGUUUUCUACCCACCUCACGGCUGUGGCUGUCAGUGUGAGGUACGACCACAGCAUUGCUUUCCUGGGAGACUCCAAAGGGACACUUCACAAGGUAUAUCUGGGCCCAAAUGGCCAAGUGGAGGUGUAUGCCAAUGUGACCAUCCAGCCCAACUCCCCCAUUAACAGCGACCUCAUACUGGACCAGAAAGGCGCGCACAUCUACAUCAUGACCAAAGCUUCUGUAGAGAAGCGUCCUGUGGCAGAAUGUGCUGAUCAUCUCGAUUGCCAGUCCUGUCUGUCUGCCAAUGACCCAUACUGUGGCUGGUGUGUCCUGGAGGGGCGGUGUGGACAACGUUGGGAGUGCCGGCGAGGGUCAGUCAAGGGUCAGUGGUUGUGGAGUUUCAACCACACACAGCAGUGCCUCAGCAUCCAGCAUCUCAGCCUAUACAACAUCAGCCGCGGGGAGAAGACAAAUAUUACAGUGUCAGUCGAAGGACUCCCUAGUUUAGGAGAAGGAGAGGCCUACUCUUGCUUCUUCCAUGACACCGAAACUCCUGCCUUGUUCACAAACACCGGUGUUGUAUGCCCCACCCCUGAUGCCAGUAGUCUACCGCCCAUUGGGCAUGGAAACGAGUUCGUGAUGGUGAUCCUUUCCCUACGUUUCCUCAACGUAACGGUAGCGGAGUCGGAAUUUACCUUGUACGACUGUAGCCUUGUGCAGAAGCUCUCUGAACGGAGGCCAUGCCAAGGUUGUGUUAGCAGUCGCUGGGGGUGUAACUGGUGUAUCCAUGAGCAUGUCUGCACACACAGACACACCUGCAGCCGAGGCGUCACCAUCUACAAUCAAAAUUACAAACCGCCGACAUCCACCAUUCCACCACCCACCAGAAAAACCACUUUAACUGUGACGACCGCUACGACAACAACAACAACAACAUCAGUGACAGCGACGCAGCUGCCACCCACCGCGACACCUGCUACAACCACUCCAGCUGCCACCACAGCAACACCCACUUCCACUCUUAACAGCGAGUCCACAUCGCGCCGCGCCACGGACCCCGCACCCCACUUCAUUGGGACCUUCAGCCAGGCCACCAGUCUGCACUCAGAAGCCGGCAUCACAGACAGCUUUAUCUUUGACAUGCUCACAACGUCUGAUGGAAAUGUGGCCACAACGAGACAUUUAUCAGAGGACGAGCGUAUUGAUUGGGUGGUAGAAACUGGAGAGAAUGCCGGCAACGAUUCUCACACAUUACCGAGCAGUACAGUUAUGCCCAUAGACUCCGAAGUGGGCCUCGUUGAACCCUCCGGUGAGCCAGCAGGCUCUUCCUCUGGUCUAAGCUCAACCGCAUCCGGUGAAGUUGCGACUUUGUCAGACGGCAGUGACUUGACUGGGGAAAUUGCAGUAGUGAGCUUGGAUAAGAGUGACACUUCUCCAUGGGUGCGGGGGAGGCCUCAAUCUGGCGCAGAGGGGGACAGAGUCCGUUUUUUUUGGGCAGGUGCAAAUGACAACUUCGCCUUUACACAAUCCCCUGACAUGGUGUUUCAGCCCAACUCUGAUGAAAAUUACCAGGCAGAUUCCGCUCUUUCUUACUUAAUGGACUGUCCUUGCGUGGAGAAAAUUCAGGAUUCCUCCUUCCUUCCUGUCAAUGUAGAAAGGAAGAUUACAGUGGUGGGACAACACCUCAACCUGUUUCAGGAUGAAAAUCUGGACUACGAGUGCGUGCUGGACAUUGAAAAUCGGUCAGUGGUGGUCGAAGCAUCUGUGGAACCGGAUGCGAAACAGCCUUCCCUCUUUUUGAUAACCUGCAAACCACAUCAGUUCGCGUAUUCCGCUUUGAUGGAGGAAUACCCGGCCAUGUUCAACGUGAGAAGGAAAGAUAACUUUCUCAUUGACAGCGCCGAUGACCUUUUCGUGACUCUUUACAACUGCUCCGUGGGGAGAUCCGACUGCAGUCGAUGUCGUACCGCCGACCCCAAGUACGGCUGCGUUUGGUGCGGGAGCCCCGCUGGCUCCCACUGCGUCUACCAUGAGUCCUGCGCCGACGAUGUCAAAAACACCUGUCCCGCGCCUGUCAUUCAUUUCUUGGAUCCCGUCUCCGGCCCCGUCGAGGGAGGAACCUUGGUGACGAUUUCAGGCUCCAAUCUUGGACAGAGGGCCGAAGACAUCCUCAACUCUGUUACGCUUGCUGAUGUUCCCUGCAGUGUCAUCAAUAGCCGAUAUGAAAUCUCCUCAAGGAUCGUGUGUGAGACUACAAGCAGCCGGGGAGAAAAGAGUGGACAGGCCUCCGUCAAAGUAAGCGGGGGAGGACUCGGAGUGUCUGUUGAGACCUUCAGCUUUCGGGAUCCCAUACUGAGCGGUCUCUCCCCCCAAAGAGGGCCUAAAGCAGGAGGCUCGUCUGUCACCAUCAAAGGCCGUCGCCUAAAGACGGGCCACCCAAGUGACGUCAGUGUUCUCAUUGGAGGAAUACCAUGUGUGGUGAUAAGCAUCGAGGAGGAUCAGAUCUGCUGUCUGACCAGAGCCAGUAACAGAACUGGCGAACAUAGCAUCAUGGUGCGCUUUGGAGGGGCUGAACGCCACCUUCUGGGCAUUGUGUAUCACUACAUGUCCAACCCCAACAUUUCGUGGGCUGCACCAUCCAAAAGCUUUCUCAGCGGAGGUAGGAUCAUCAGCGUGUCUGGUCAAAACCUGGAUGUGGUUCAAGACCCCAAAAUUCGAGUCACCCUCAGCCCGCCAGAUUUUCUUCCUCCCAGGAGGAGGCGUAGCAUCAGUCGGCUAAGAGUACGAGAUGAGCAGAUGCCACUCAAGCGACGGCGGAGGAUCAUCCCCGAGGCUGACUGCUCUCAGGGCGCACUUUGCCAUGUCAAGCAGUAUGAGAAUCGUUGUAUAGUGAACAGCUCCUCCCUCAUCUUGUGUCCGACGCCGGCUGUGGGACCGGACGCCAGGAGAGCGAGGGUCAAAGUUCAUUUCCUGCUGGACAGUCUUCAUUUUGACUUCAACAAUGUGGGCAAUGAACCAUUCAGCUACGAACCCAACCCAAAGCUGUAUAUGCUGAACCGCAAUGACCCUGACAAACCGUACCACCACAAACCUGGCAGCAUUAUCUCUGUUGAGGGAGAGAAUCUGGACCUAGCCAUCUACAAAAAUGAGGUCCAGGCCCGGAUCGGGGAUGGCGUAUGCUCAGUGAAGACCUUGACUCACAAUCAUUUGUACUGUGAACCACCAGCCAAGCAGCCAUCAGUAGGCACCAGCCAGAAAAAGGAGGUUAUGGAUAGUCUGCCUGAGUUCACAGUGAAAAUGGGCAACAUGAACUUCUCCUUGGGUAGGGUUCAGUAUGACAGCAAUGGCCUGUCCAUAUUCCCCCUGGAGGCCCAAGUGGGAGUAGGGGUGGGAGCGUCAAUAGUCGUCCUCAUUGUGCUCAUAAUUGUCCUCAUUUAUAGGAAGAAGAGCAAACAAGCCAUGAGGGACUACAAAAAAGUCCAGAUCCAAUUGGAGAAUCUGGAGACCAGUGUGCGAGACCGCUGCAAGAAGGAGUUCACAGACUUGAUGACUGAGAUGAUGGACAUGUCCAGUGAUUUGGUGGGAUCGGGUAUUCCUUUCCUGGAAUACAAGGCGUAUGCAGAGCGCAUUUUCUUCCCGGGCCACCAGGAGUCACCGCUGAGACAAGAUUUGGAUGUCCCGGAAAGUCGCAGGCAAACUGUGGAGCAAGGGCUCGUUCAGCUGUCUAAUCUGCUCAACAGUAAACUGUUUCUCACCAAGUUUAUUCACACACUAGAGGCUCAACAGACAUUUUCCCCGAGGGACCGGGCCUAUGUGGCCUCUCUGCUGACUGUGGCCCUCCAUGGUAAAUUGGAGUAUUUCACAGACAUUCUGAAGACUCUACUUAAUGACCUGGUGGAACAGUAUGUGGCCAAAAACCCUAAGCUGAUGCUGAGGAGAACUGAAUCUGUGGUUGAGAAGCUCUUGACAAACUGGAUGUCCAUUUGCCUGUUCAACUUCCUGCGGGAAUCAGCAGGGGAGUCAUUCUACAUGCUGUUCCGGGCAAUAAAGCACCAGGUGGACAAGGGACCCGUGGAUGCUGUGACAGGAAAAGCCAAGUACACUUUGAAUGAUAACCGGCUGCUGCGAGAGGAUGUCGAGUACCGUAGCUUGACAUUAAAUGUUGUCAUGCCAGCUGCUGCUGCCAGUGGAGGAGCGUCUACUCAGACGGUGCCCGCCAAGGUCCUGGACUGUGACACCAUCACCCAAGUCAAGGAGAAACUUUUGGACCAAACUUGGAAGGGGGCAUCCGUCACCUUGAGGCCACAUGUUGACUCCUUACACCUCGAGUGGCGCUCGGGCGUGGCAGGUCACUUAAUCCUGUCGGAUGAGGACCUGACAUCAAUUGUGCAGGGCUUGUGGAAGCGCCUCAAUACAUUGCAACACUACAAGGUCCCUGAUGGAGCCACUGUCGCCCUCAUCCCGAGAAGCACGAAAAAUCACCUCCAUGACAGCCAUGAUUACAUGCCUGGAGAAAAGACACCAAUGCUGGAUGAUGGCGAGGAAGGAGGCAUUAAGCUGUGGCAUCUGGUGAAAGCCACCGAGGAGUCAGAGUUGCCCAAACACAGAAGGGGUAGCGUGAGGGAGAAGGGCGGCGAGCGAGCCAAGGCCAUCCCCGAAAUUUACCUCACCCGACUUCUUUCCAUGAAGGGAACACUGCAGAAGUUUGUGGAUGAUUUAUUCACGGCCAUCCUCAGCACCAGUCGUCCCGUCCCUCUGGCUGUCAAAUACUUUUUUGACUUGUUGGAUGAGCAGGCCCUGCAGCACAACAUCAGCGACCCGGAGACGAUCCAUAUUUGGAAAACAAACAGCUUACCUCUGCGAUUUUGGAUCAACAUCCUGAAGAAUCCGCAAUUCAUCUUCAACGUGCAGACCUCAGACCACGUGGACGCGGUGCUCUUUGUCAUCGCUCAGACUUUUAUGGACUCUUGCACAAUUGCUGACCAUAAACUGGGACGGGACUCCCCCAUCAACAAGUUGCUCUACGCCAGAGACAUCCCGCGCUACAAACAGAUGGUGGAGAGGUACUACGCCGACAUCCGUCAAACCAUCUCAGCCAGUGACCAGGAGAUGAACUCAGCCCUGGCAGAGCUCUCCCGUAACUAUGCUGGAGAAGUCAACUUCCUGGUGGCUUUGCACGAGCUGUACAAGUACAUCAACAAGUACUAUGAUCAAAUCGUCACAGCCCUGGAGGAGGACUGCACAGCCCAGAAGAUGCAGCUUGGAUACAGGCUGCAGCAGAUUGCUGCCGCCGUCGAGAACAAAGUCACAGAUCUAUGACCCAACACCCAGAUUGGUUUUCCUUUUAAACCAUGAAGACCUUGAAGGGAAAUGAUAUGCCAUCUCUUGGAAAGCAGAACAAUUUUAUACCCAAACCAAGGACGUUGUGGAGCAUUUGAGAAAGGGAAACGAUAAGGAAGGAUGUUUGCUUUCCACGGUGGAUCUCGACGGAAAACCACACAGAACAUUCCUAAAAAUGUACAAAGUACAUGCAUUAGUCCACAUGAGACACAGGAGAUGGAAAAAAGGGCGAAAAGCAAGAGUGCCUGACUUGAAACGCCUCUCCCAAUUGUUAGAAAUGUCUUACGAAAAAAAUUGUCAACCUUGGAAAGCGGCCUUGACAAAUUUGCUUCGAGUUACCUUCGGUUGUUCUUUCAAGUCAUCCUCAAUUCAACGGGGACCCACUUACUCGCGGCUCUUAUCAGAAAUACUGUACUCUAAAUAAUGCAACCAAAUCAAGGUUUUAUCAAAACCCUAUAAAGUAACUUUUCACUCAAAAAUGGAUCCGUCCAACAUGGAAGAUGAUAAAGACAUUCCUUGUCCCUCGCCUUCCCGGAAAUCGGUACAAACAAGAUACAACACUUCCUUAAUAAAAAAUAAAUAAAUAAAUAAAUAAAUCACAAAGGAAUGUCCGUUAUUGAGGCUUAUGAACAAGAUCACUUUCUUCUAUUUGUCGUCUUCUUUUUUUUUUAAACUAACUAAAGGAGUUCGAGCAAAUGUCAUUGACAGUUGCCUUAAAAGAACAUUUUGAAGCGGCGCUUUUCCUAACAAAAGGCGCUCACGCGAAUGUCAUUGACGGUUGUCUUAAAAGAACAAUUUGAAUAGGUGCUUUAAAUUGUGCGGUUCAUUUAUUUGCAACUAGGCCGACGGGCAUGACAGAGAAAGCUUUUGUUGUUGCUGUUAGCAUCCCGACAUUAGCAUUUAGCAUCUCUGUGCCAAAGCGCAGCCUCACUGUGCCAUGACUGAAGCUUUUGUUCAUUUUUUUUGGGGGGGGGGGGUGAUUCGUCGUUGUAAUCAUCAAGUCUUCUCC
This is a messenger RNA of Hippocampus zosterae (dwarf seahorse), 7932 nucleotides long. RefSeq names its product plexin-B1-like. Gene Ontology annotation, molecular function: protein binding; semaphorin receptor activity. Gene Ontology annotation, cellular component: semaphorin receptor complex. The record is from RefSeq and is a predicted model, not a curated record. The transcript has 39 exons. Bases 402 to 6902 code for a protein of 2166 amino acids. NCBI's taxonomy places the organism in Eukaryota, Metazoa, Chordata, Actinopteri, Syngnathiformes, Syngnathidae. Gene Ontology annotation, biological process: regulation of cell shape; regulation of cell migration; positive regulation of axonogenesis.